Molecule: messenger RNA, 3525 nt
Organism: Quercus robur (English oak)
Lineage: Eukaryota; Viridiplantae; Streptophyta; Magnoliopsida; Fagales; Fagaceae
Exons: 2
Coding region: 1747-3312 (521 amino acids)
Source: RefSeq, a predicted model, not a curated record
UUUGAUAAAUAGUAAGUUGAUUUACUUGCUUAAAUUUUGUUAUAUAUGUUAAAUGCAGUACAAUUUUAGGCUUAUUUAUUACUUGAAUUAAUAGUAUAUUUUUGUGAGAUAUAUUAUAAAUGAUGCUAUGGAUACAAUAAAAAGCCACAACAUAUGAAAAUAUUUUGGAUGCCCCAAGCAUUUAUGUAGUUUUGUCCAAGGGAGUAAUAAUGGUGGUUUGGUUGGUGGUAUUAAAAUUAUAAUGUUGGAACUUUUAUUGUGCAAAUAUAAUGUCUUUUUUUAGUACUUGAAUUAAUAUGUAAGUAACCUAUUACUUGGGAGUUCGAGCUCCUGCAUUUACCUAGCCAAAAAAAAGGUAUAAUGUCUUUUUUUAUUAUUAUAUAUAUAGAAUUAAUGUCUUACUAUCAUUUAUUCCUAGUUUUUUAUGCCCCUUAUCUUUAAUUCCAUAAUUUUAUAUUGGAGUGUGAGACCACCAAAAUCAAAAUGAGAGGUUAUUAUGUUGAACUUUUAAAUGGAGACCCGAAUCAAAUUCAAAUCCUUAGUUUUCUAUCUUUUAAUUAAAAAAUACCCUUUGGAUUAGAGUAUUAAUAGCAAAUACCAAAAAAACCUACCGUUACUAUAUAAAAAAUUUCACACAUGCUACAGCAAUGUUCCAACUUUAAAAUGUUACAGCCAAAUGUUAUAAUAUUUAGUAUUAUUUUAUACCUCUCUUUUCCAUUUUUCUCUCUUUUUCGUCUGCUCUCCUUCUACUCUCUUUUCUAUUUCUCUUUUCUCUCUCAGACACCUCUCAUCUCUCUCCUCCCUUUCUCAGACAUCUCUCCUUUCUCUUGUCCCCCUCUGAAGGGGUGGCUGUGAUUCCUGAGGAGUCCGAUGGUGGUGGAGGAUCGUGGUGGUGCUAGUUGUUGUGGCGGUGGAUCGUGGUGGCUGGGGUCCGUAAAUCCUCCAUUUUUUUUUCCUUUUGAGCUCACCCUCUCUUCGUUUUUCAGCCAAACACCUCACUUAAAUUCAUCUUCGCACCGAUUAAACCAGAAUAUCUUCAUUUUCGGUUGAUAUUUGGUGGUAGUUGUUGAACUGCCGGUGGUGGGCAGGACUAUGGGUUUGUUCAGGUUUGAUUUAUGGGUUGUGGGUGGUGGCUAUGGUCUGGCUCUGCUGGGCUGAUUUUCUAUUGAUUUGUGUUUGAUUUAUUUGGCAACUUUGGUUUGAUACUGGAUUUGGUUUGGCUAAUUUGGGUUUGAUGUUUGAUUUGUGUUUAAUGUUGGAUUUGUGCUUGAUCUGUUGGGUUUCGAGAAGAAAAAAACGUUGAAUUGGGGAGGAGAGAGAGCUUCGGGGGGGAGAGUAUGUGAAAUCUGAAAUGAUUGAAAAAAGUUUUUUUUUUUUGUGUUAUUUUAAUGAGGUGAUAAUAUUAUUUUAAUGGGUUGAAUGUUAAAAUGGACAUGUAUUAAAAGAAAUGAAGUAAAUUUUGGUAGGUUUAAAAUUUUGGUUUAGCACCGCGGAUGAUAGUGUAAGCAUGUUAUUUUAUUUUUUAAAUUGGUGUCCUAAACAAUCAAUUUUCGGUAUAAAACGAUGAGCCAUACUCUAUUAUGAUUUGAUGAUUUUUAUAGGAACUCAAAUGCGUCUGGUGAGGCUGAGAGAAGCAAAAAGAAUGCAAAACUUGAGGUUCAAAUUGAGAGAGUGAGAAAGAGUAAUAGUGAGUGUGAAGAGAGGGAAAUAAGAGAUUUGACGGUUGCUAUCUCUCCUGCAACAGUGAUGAGUUUCUUCGAGGGCUCCCUGUACGGUUUGGAAGUCGGUGGAAGCUGCUCCAGUGGCGACUUAAACCAAGAUAAAGAUGAUUCUAACACUGAGAGUGGGAAUGCAUCUAUUUUGAAUAGUAGGAUGGCGCUUCAACACUUUUCUCAUCCGCAACAUCCGUUGGUCUUUAAUGCAAACGAGAGAAGUGGAAUUUCUUGUCAGGGGUGUUGGGAACCAGUAUGGGGUCCUAGCUACAGUUGUAUAACAUGCAAAUCUUCCUACCAUCAUAAAUCGUGUGCAGAACUGCCCCUUGAGUUGCAGCAUCCCUUGCACCCAAAUCAUCCUCUUAUUCUCACCAAAGGCAUCAAAAAAUAUAAUAAAUGCGUAGAUUGCAAUGAAUUUCGUUUCCAAUACAUUUAUCAUUGUUCCCAUUGCAACUUCAGCAUUCACAGCGGAUGUUCUUUCCGACUCACCAUCAAAUCUGCAGUGCACAAGGACCACGACCACUCAUUGACCCGCAUUUGGAAGCUAAUGAAGUUCACAUGCGACUUUUGUGGCAAAGAAGGCAAUCUGCCCUUUCUUUGUGUCCCAUGCAAUUUUGGUAUACAUACAAGUUGUGCUACUUGCCCACCCACAGUCAAAGUUACACGUCAUGAGCACCCUCUCCAGCUCACUCAAUCUCUAGAAAUCCAUCAAUCUAAUUCUCGAAUUUGUCUACUCUGUGUUAAAAAAGUAGACACACAUUGGGUUUACUAUUGCUCAAUAUGCGAUUUUAUUGCCCACCUCCAUUGUAGUAUGAACCCUAGAAAUAAGGCGUACAAAAAACUGGAGGAACUUGUAGAGGAGCAGCUCCAUCUAUCUGUUGACCCAGCUACUUAUGAAGUCAAAAAAUUCACUAUGGGGGAGGAUGGAGCCAAAAUAGUCACAGAAAUCAAACACUUUACUCACGAUCAUGAUUUAAAACUUACUAACAAGGUUCCGAAUAACAUAAAAUGCAAUGGAUGCGUACGAGACAUUCUCCCUCCAUUUUAUUGUUGUACUCAAUGUAACUUCUUUCUUCAUAAAUCUUGUGUAGAAUUACCCAAAAUAAAACGACACCCACUUCAUCGACACCCACUCACCCUCAAUUAUCGGAGCCGUUCUUUUUCUUGUGCAUUUUGUGCUGAAGAGUGCAAUGGCUUAUGCUACAAUUGUCAAUUUUGCAACUAUGAUCUCAAUGUUCAAUGCAGUUUGAUCUCAAACACCCUUACUCAUGCUUGUCACGAGCAUCGUCUUUACCUCUCCAACACAAACACUAAACAAGAGUGUAGUAGUUGUGGUGAGUAUCGAUAUCGAGUAUUCUGUUGUGCCACUUGUGAAUUUGUUCUAGACUUCCGAUGUGCUGCACUACCACAAACUGCAUAUAACAACCAACAUGAACAUCCCUUCAUUCUCUGUUAUAAACCUGAAGAUGACUCAGGUGAAUAUUACUGUGAUAUUUGUGAAGAAGAACGAGAUCCCAAGCAAUGGUUUUAUUACUGUGCAGAUUGCAAUUUUCCUGCUCAUCUGGAAUGUAUUCUUGGAAAAAAACCAAAUGUCAAGUAACACAUAUAAUGGCCACCAGUUGGAAGACACUACACAUUAAUUUGAUUGUCACCCACAAACAAUUACUUUCAUUGAAGAAAUAAAGACUCCUGUCAAUGCCAAAAAUGAUCUAUCAAUUUGCGCACUAUAAUUUCAACAUUCAUUAUAAUUGUUUAUAAAAAGAUAAACGUUGCCUUCUUUGUAUAUUUAUCAUUUAGGUUGAGCCUUUUGUUC